This is a messenger RNA of Saccharomyces eubayanus, 1668 nucleotides long. It is a transcript of the gene FET4, whose product is annotated as Fet4p. Gene Ontology annotation, biological process: transmembrane transport. The record is from RefSeq and is a predicted model, not a curated record. Bases 1 to 1668 code for a protein of 555 amino acids. NCBI's taxonomy places the organism in Eukaryota, Fungi, Ascomycota, Saccharomycetes, Saccharomycetales, Saccharomycetaceae. The transcript has a single exon.
AUGGGAAGGAUCGCAAAGUUUCUAGGAAAUCCAGGCGCUAGACCUGACGUUAGCCACAGAGCACCUAUAGUUGGUCAUGUUCAGAAUGACGACGAAUUCGGCGAUUCGAAAGAUUACCAGAAUGAUGCUAUGGUCAGAGUUAUCAGCAAUAGUGACGAGAGUACCGAUGAAGAGUUAUGUAAAGUGGAUCUAACUGCGAACGGAGCAAUUUUUACCAGUAGAGGUUUUACUGGGCUGCGCAAAGGUUUYACUGAUAAAUCCUUAGACUUUUUAGUGCGAGUGGCUGGUUCACAAGUUGUAUUUAUCAUCAUUUGGAUUAUCGUGAUAAUUUGGAUAGUAAUUGGUAUUGUUUACGGCGCACCUUUCAAUUGGCAAGUCGUUAUGCAGGAUGGUCAAUCCAUUCAAAGUUAUGUUUGGGACACUCUAUUAAUGAGACAGCAAUUAAUGAGCACACACGAGCAAAUCUUAAUUUGCGGUAGACUAAGGUCCAGAUUAGCAUCCUUCAAAAACUAUUUAACCAGAAGUUCUCCAAAUGAGGGUAAAAAAGAAGAGUGUGCAGUUCAAGCUAAUGAGGUCGAUUCUUUAGAGAAUUAUAUAGAUCCAUCUGUAGUUGCUGGAGAGUUGCCGGUGGAAAAUUGGUACGACCGCUUAUCCAAUCUGGCAAGUAAGUGUAUGGGCUCUGUCUCAGCAAUGCUAAUAUUUUGGAUUGGUAUUUUUGUUUGGAUCGGUUGCGGUGCUAUUCCAAAAGAUGCAGGUAAUACACCGCCUUAUACUGGAGAAACUAGUGGUAGCAAUCCAAGAUUGAAAAAAUUCAGUGACACAUGGCAAAUGUAUAUCAACACUGCCGUUGCAGUUUCCAUUUUGAUCUGUAGUACUUUCUUACAGAAUUUGAGAGCCAGACACGAUGAUUUCAUUGGGAAAUUCUUAAUUGGUAUCUUUGACAUGGAUGAAAAAAUUGACUAUCACAUAAGAAAACACUUCAAUGAUUUUGAAACUCCUCAUGCAAUCAUCACGGUUAAGUCUGAAAAAAGAUCGACUGGGAGGAAAAUGAUUGACUGGUACGCUGAUAUCAUUGGUACUGGUGUUGGUGUUGUGAUCGGUGUUGUUGUGUUUGCUGUUUGGAUUGGUAUUGGUGCGCCACUAAAGUGGAAUGAUAACUGGUGGUUGAUUAUUGGUACAUACACAGGUUUGGUUGGGUUUUUGGACGGGUUCAUUCUAAGAGAGGUUUAUUUCAGAAUUAUUACACACGAGGAACAAAACUACGCUGAAGUGGUAAGAGAGGAUCUUGAAUUGUUCCAAGAACUGGGACUCGAAUGUCCUGAAGAGUUUACUGCUAAAGCACAUGAGGAAAGAGACACUCUCAGUUACAAAAUUUCUCACUUUAUUAAUAAGAUCUGUUCAGACCAAUGGAGUGUACUUGUAUCUAUUUUGAUUAUCAUUAUGUUGAUUUGCAUUUCCUCUGGUCUUCGUUGGAGUACAACCGGUCAGUUAAUCGCCAACACGCCAACAAUGAUUAUUGAAGAGUUCUUUUUGCUUGUUUUAUUGCAAGCACAUAACUGGGCGGAUCGUCAAAGAAGAGUAGAAGUGACUGCUUUGUACGCUCGUAGACACAUCCUUCUAGCAUACGUCCAAAAGCGUUUCCCCGAAGUUUUGGCCUUAGAAAAAUAG